Pleurotus ostreatus (oyster mushroom) is the source of this 1461-nucleotide messenger RNA. RefSeq lists its product as uncharacterized. Lineage: Eukaryota; Fungi; Basidiomycota; Agaricomycetes; Agaricales; Pleurotaceae. The coding region runs from base 1 to 1461 and encodes 486 amino acids. Gene Ontology annotation, biological process: transmembrane transport. Gene Ontology annotation, molecular function: transmembrane transporter activity. The transcript is spliced from 14 exons. The record is from RefSeq and is a predicted model, not a curated record.
AUGUCGUCUGAGUCACCUACACCAACCCUUCUAGACACCCAAAAGCUCGAACAGGGACAGCAGUCUCUGGAGCCCAUCGUCGUUGAGUUCGAGACUGGAGACACUAGAAAUCCGGUGAACUGGUCAAGGGGGAGAAAAUGGUUUAUGACUCUGGUGGCGUGUAUAUUCACGGUCACGACAGCUGCUGCCGCUGGGGCGUACAACAUGGGGUUCACGUCCAUGACGCGGGACCUUAAUUGUACCAAUUUCCAAGCCACCAUUGGUCUCAGCGUCUAUCCCCUCGGAUACGGUGUCAUUUCUAUGUUAACCGUCUCAUUCAGCGAGGAAUUCGGGCGACACAUCAUCUAUCUGUUUUCCAGCCUGGGCUUCACUGUGAUGUUCACGCUCAUCGCACUGGGACCGAAUAUUCAGAUAGUCAUCUUAGCGCGAUUCUUACAGGCGGCGUUCGCCGCCACAGGAGCAACCAUGGUUGGCGGUACUAUUGCAGACAUGUGGGAAUCACACGAACGAGGGAUCCCAAUGGCCACAUUCUCUUAUGCAGCCUUUGCUGGUAUUGCUCUUGGACCUAUCGUAGGCGGUUGGAUCGAGAUGAAUCCCAGACUCCAGUGGCGGUGGAUUCAAUGGGUCCAGCUCAUUAUCAACGCUGUAUAUAUCAUCCUAUAUUCCGUGACAAUGCGCGAGACGCGCUCCUCCAUCAUCUUGCUCAGAAUAGCCCGAAAUCUCCGAAAUAAGACCGGAGACGCAAGAUAUAUUGCUCCCGUAGAGAUCCACGGGAGGAAACUCUGGAACCUUGUGUACGUCGCCUGCACUCGCCCUCUCUAUCUCUUGUUGACUGAGCCAAUUGUGGCGAGUUUCAGUCUUUGGAUUGGAUUUGCGUGGGGCGUUACGUACGGCGUCCUCGAGUCCAUUCCUGAAGGAUUCCGCACUUUCCAUCAUUUCAACGAUGGUGAAAUUGGUACCGUGUUCGUCAGUAUGUUAGUGGGAUCUACCCUCGGUUUUCUGAGCAACCUAUACCAAGACAAAAUCUAUGUCAAGUACGUCGCGUUCAGAGGCCCCGAGGCACGGCUCUACUCGGCAUGCGUCGCUGCAAUUAUUCUUCCCGUUGGGAUGUUAAUUUAUGCGUGGACCUCAUUUCCGUUCGUCCAUUGGAUAGCACCAUGCAUUGGGUUUGGGAUAUUCAUGGGUGCCACCUACAUAAUAUUCCUGGUCGUAUGCAACUACCUCGCUGACUGCUAUGGUCCAUACGCGUCUUCUGCCCUUGCUGGAUCCAGUCUCCUCCGAAAUGGUUUUGCAACUGUGUUCCCUUUGUUUAUGCCCCAAAUGUUCGAACAUUUGUCAUACAAGUGGGCAGGGACUUUGAUCGCAGGCGUUGCCGCGCUACUGAUUCCCAUCCCCUUUGUGUUGUUUUUCUUUGGGCCGCAGAUCCGAAGCAGAAGCAAGUUCUCGAUAAGUGUCACAUAA